AUACAAGUUACAUCAAACCGAAAACUUACUUUGGUCUGGGAACAACAGGUCACGUCGAAUCGAAACACUAUUCGCCCAAAAAUAACGAAGUCAUUGAAUUCUUAAACAGCAACUUCCAAUUUCCUCGGAAAACUGCCAAUGCCGAAGAACUUGCAAUACGCUGUCCCGCAUGUCGACCCAGGAAAGGCACAUACUACACAGCAAGAAUAAGGACUGACAAAGGAACAUUUAAAUGCACUGAAUGUGAAACGGUUGGGCUGUGGUAUGAAUAUACGCGUCGAUUUAAUGAUUCAGAACUGUCUAAAUUGUUUAGUACUAUUGAAAGUUUAGGCUUUCGAAGUAAUUUUUCCAAACCAAAGGAAGAAAUCGAGCGAUAUUCCACGCUAAUGAAAGAUUAUCCCGAGAUUAUAAAGUGGUUCGAGAAAUCAAAGGGUUUGACACAGGAAACAUUGGAGGCCUUUAAGGUGGGCGUUGCAAAGUAUCAUAAUAUCGAUCCUUCAAACUCAUUACGUGAAGAAUUCUGUAUUACAUUUCCGCGAUCUGCGCCAUACUACAACCGUGCUGAUCAAAUCGAACCGGAUAAUCAAAUUGUGAGGAUAAAGGCCUGGUCAACAGAAAGUGAAGAAACAAUUGCCUUUGAUCCACCAGGUACAGUCACAGGACUAUUCGGAUAUCAUUUGGUGCCACAUCAUGGAGAAGAAGUCAUUCUGGCCGGAAGUGAAUUUGAUGCAAUGGCUGCCUAUCAAGAGACAAAGAUUCCGUCUACGUGUCUUCCGCAUAACUCUUAUCAACUUUCUAUUGAGGUUCUUCCGCUACUUGAAAGAUUCUCCAAAAUAUAUCUAUGGUUUGAUGAUGAUGUGGCUGGUCAAGAUGCGGCAGAGAAAUUUGCAGAGAAAUUGGGCAUAGAACGAUGCUUGAUUGUGAAAACAUUGAAUGGACAAUUGGAUGGACCUGUUAACGCGCAACAGGCUUUGGAAGCUGGAAAAGAUCUCAAAGAGAUUAUUAAAAGCGCAAAGCCACUACAGCAUGAGCAAAUCAUUGGAUUUGAGUGUUUAAGAGAUUCGGUAUACCGUGAGCUUGUAAAUCCAGAUCAAGUUCAAGGGAUCCAAUCAAUUGAUUUACCAGGAUUGAAUCAAGUUCUGAAGGGUCAUCGUCGCGGUGAACUGACUAUAUUUACUGGAACAACCGGGGUUGGGAAAACUACCGUUCUUAGUCAGCUCUCUCUAGACUAUUGUAGAUCAGGUGUAAACACGUUGUGGGGAAGUUUUGAAAUUCCUAAUGUAAGACUGGCCAAAAAGAUGUUGCAGCAAUUUGCAGGAAAGGCGUUAACCCUGGAGAAGAUUAAAGAAUUUCCGUUAUGGGCUGAAAAAUUUCAACAACUGCCAAUGUAUUUUUUAAAAUUCUUUGGCAGCACGGAACUGACAAAGGUCACUGACGCUAUGGAGCAUGCAAUAUAUGCGUUUGACGUCCAACAUAUUAUUAUAGACAAUUUACAAUUUAUGUUGGCAGAGCAAGCCAGGUAUCAUAAUGAUCGUUGGGAACUUCAAGAUCGCACCGUUGGAACUUUUCGAAGGAUUGCUACAGAACGAAACGUACAUAUAACAUUAGUUGUUCAUCCCAAAAAGGAUGAAAGGGAAUUCUUGGACCUUAACUCUAUUUUUGGGUCGGCAAAAGUCACGCAAGAGGCUGAUAACGUCAUUAUUCUACAGCGAAGGAUCACAGAAAAUGGCGAAAUCAGAUACCUGGAUAUCAAGAAGAAUAGAUUUGAUGGUACCUUGGCAGCAAUUCCCUUUGAGUUUGACCAUGAAAGUUUAAAGAUCCGUCAACUCACAAAAGUAGAUCAUGACAGCCGCUUAAAGACAAGAAGAAAAGCUCAUUAA
This is a messenger RNA of Paraglomus occultum, 1880 nucleotides long. The record is from the annotation of a GenBank genome assembly. Lineage: Eukaryota; Fungi; Glomeromycota; Glomeromycetes; Paraglomerales; Paraglomeraceae.